This is a messenger RNA of Prunus armeniaca (apricot), 201 nucleotides long. The record is from the annotation of a GenBank genome assembly. NCBI's taxonomy places the organism in Eukaryota, Viridiplantae, Streptophyta, Magnoliopsida, Rosales, Rosaceae.
AUGAAGGAUUUUCCAAAGAAACAGAGUUUGAACACAAUCGUGGGUGAUAAAGAGGGAGGUGUUGAAGAAGAUAGCAGUCUCCAAGUUCCAAUGGUGCUGUUGAAUGCACUAAUGGUUAUGCCACCGGAGAAUCCAUUGGGAUUUGAUGCUAUUAGGCCGCUGGCAUUAGAGGUGAUCGAGUUGAGUGUGUGGGAGUUGUAA